ACUUUAUAGUGUACACUGCAGUUCAACAAUUUUUUGCUUGUUAAAAUGUUACUUUAACUUGUUAGUUCGCAUCUCUUAUGCACUUUCGAUCUGGAUUUUUAGUUUGUUUACUCGCUUCCAUCGUAAUCGAAACAUAACCUGUAACUGAUUCCAAAACUCUGUUACUGCCGAUACAUUAUCAUCCCCGGACUGCAUCGGCGCUGCAAAGAACGCCAUGCCUCGCCAGAAGCAAAAGGAGCCUAAACUAUCGAAAACACCACGCAAAGGCAUCACCGUUCCUCCUCGUGUUAUAGGAGGACGGCAUAGCGCUCGCGUGCGACGCGAAGACACACCAGAGGCAGAGGAGUCUGCAUCAGGCAGUGAGAGCGGCAGUCGUUCUGCGUCGCCAUCCGAAUCCCCCGUUGCCUCCACUCCGUCGCGUUCUCCAUCACCUCCGCAUCGUCGCGCUCCGCGUGUUCGUGGAGUUAAUACCGUUAAGGCAGUCAAAACGGUACAGAAGCCCGAAUCUAGCCGUCGACGACCACGUCCGGGACAGGGAGUCCAGCAGACCCAAGCCACUGGCAAGCGACAAGCACAGGUGGCCAAAAAGCCGCGUCGUCGACCCGGAAUUCUGGUGCUGCGAGAUAUCCGUUUUCUGCAGAACACCACGCACACACUCAUUCCACGCUCAUCCUUUGCCAGACUGGUGAGGGAAAUCGCGCACAAACACACACCAGAUCUGCGCUUUCAAGCUGUCGCCCUGCAGGCGUUGCAGGAGGCUUCCGAACAUUUUCUGAUUUCCCUCUUUGAGGAUGUCAACCUGUGCGCUGUACACGGCCGCCGUGUAACCAUCAUGCCACGGGAUAUGACACUGGUUCUGCGAUUGCGUCGUGAUGCCCGAUAUCGUUCAUUGGAGGAGCAAGGCCGACAUCGUGUGCGCAUGUAAAUUACACAUUUCGGAACAAGUGCAGCAUGAAAAUGCAGUUGUGCUGAUUGCUAUGAUGGCUUAUUCCUUUUUCGGAAGACCGGGUCUUGUAAAUUCAACUUGCAUUUUUCCCUCUCACUGCUUGUAACUUGUACAUAAUUCGUGGCACAUCCGUGCAUUGUGGUUUACUUUCUCUUACGUUUCGGUAUUUUGUAUUAUUCAUGCCUGGUAGUUUCAGUUGAGCAUGUUUAUUUACUUUGUGCUCUGCUCCGUGAACCGCAAGGAGGUUUGGAUUUAUUGUUAUCGGAAGUUUGCUAUCCGGUCAGUAUAGUUGCACGUUGAUCUAACAAUUUUUUUCGUUCUCUUUAUAUAUAGAUACUGUAUUGUUACAGUUGGUAUGUUAUUUUUUUGCCUCGGUGCAUGUUGGAAUCGGUUAGCAUUGCUUUGAAUUUGUGUAGUACUCGUACAGUACCUCAUUUAUAGUUCUCUUAUUUUGUUUCUGAAUAAAGUUGUCGCAUCAGUGA
Molecule: messenger RNA, 1428 nt
Organism: Paramacrobiotus metropolitanus
Lineage: Eukaryota; Metazoa; Tardigrada; Eutardigrada; Parachela; Macrobiotidae
Product: histone H3-like
Exons: 4
Coding region: 215-925 (236 amino acids)
Cellular component (GO): nucleosome
Molecular function (GO): DNA binding; protein heterodimerization activity; structural constituent of chromatin
Source: RefSeq, a predicted model, not a curated record